Molecule: messenger RNA, 588 nt
Organism: Serpula lacrymans var. lacrymans S7.9
Lineage: Eukaryota; Fungi; Basidiomycota; Agaricomycetes; Boletales; Serpulaceae
Exons: 3
Coding region: 1-588 (195 amino acids)
Source: RefSeq, a predicted model, not a curated record
AUGUCUGUAUUUGAGCCUGCAGUUGUCAAGAGCCUCAUCAAGAACUCGCUUCCUCAAAAUGAAAAGGCUGUAUUUGAGAAUAAAUGGAAAACAGCGGUGCAGAAACGAGUGAAGACAUGGACAGAGAAUCGUCCCACUCUGUCCAGCAAAGCUCAAACAGCCCAGUUUGAAUGGGCUGCGAACGUAGUCGAGUAUGUUGACUAUAUCUACAAGGUGACAAAAGUCCAUGGAAAUAAGAAAUUAGCAAGCACUACAGCCCCACAGAAUGUGAAGAUAGACAUACCAUUAUAUGGUCCUCAAUUCAUCCCUCCCACUUAUUUUCACCUGGAAAAGCGUCAAUUCCAGCCAACCAUCAAGCCAGAAUUAACAUACCUCAAACCGCUUAAUGUUAUUCAUCCGUCCUUUCACAAGAACCUUGAAAAAUGUCCAGCAUGUGGGGUGACUGAUGGUGUGGCUUGGAGUGGCUGGACAUCAACAGGGCUGAGAGAUUUGCAUGGGCUCCAAGUUGAGGAGACAGCCCUCGGAUAUCAACUGCGUUGUCAGCUAUGUUUACUGGGAGAAGUGGGAGUUCUGGGAAAUACCGUGUAA